AGCUGGAGGAAUUGCUCUUCCUCCCCUGCGUUCUGAAAGGAAGAUCAAAGGAAAAUUUGGAAUGGAAGGAAGAGAUAAGACAGGAGCACGCAAGAGCCGGCGGCUGGUCCCCACUGGUGUCCAAUAAAUACCAGUGGCUGCAGAUUGACCUUGGGGAGAGGAUGGAGGUCACCUCUGUGGCCACCCAAGGCGGGUACGGGAGCUCCAACUGGGUGACCAGCUACCUGCUGAUGUUCAGUGACAGUGGCCGGAACUGGAAACAGUACCGACAGGAAGACAGCGUCUGGGGAUUUUCAGGAAAUGCAAACGCAGACAGCGUUGUGUACUCUAGGCUACAGCCUUCUGUCAAAGCCAGGUUUCUGCGCUUCCUUCCUCUAGAGUGGAAUCCUAAGGGCAGAAUUGGGAUGCGGAUCGAGGUGUUUGGAUGUGCCUACCGAUCAGAGGUGGUUGAUCUUGAUGGAAAAAGUUUCCUGAGCUACAGAUUCAAUCAAAAAUCUCUGAGUCCCAUGAAAGAUACGAUUUCUUUGAAAUUCAAAACCAUGCAGAGUGCUGGGAUCCUGCUCCACAGAGCAGGGCCCGGUGGAGAUUCCAUCACACUGGAGCUGAGAGGAGGAAGGCUUUUUUUACUCAUCAAUGCAGGUGAAGCUAAACUUCCCUCUACUCACUCUCCAACCAAUCUCACCCUGGGCAGCCUGCUCGAUGACCAGCACUGGCAUAGUGUGCUCAUUCAGCGACGGGGCAAACAGGUCAACUUCACAGUGGAUGAGCACAAGAGUCGUUUUCAUGCACAGGGAGACCUCAGUUACCUGGAUCUUGAUUAUGAGAUCAGCUUCGGAGGGAUUCCAGCACCUGCAAAAUCUGUGUCAUUCUUGCAUAAAAAUUUUCAUGGAUGCUUAGAGAAUCUCUAUUAUAACGACGUGGAUAUCAUCGAUCUGGCCAAGCAACAAGAUCCCCAAAUCAUCCUUAUGGGAAAUGUGUCAUUCAUUUGUUCACAACCACAGUCUGUGCCUGUGACUUUUCUGAGCUCCAGGAGUUUCUUAACCUUGCCAGCCUCUUCCAGAGAGGAAGGGGUUUCCGCCAGUUUUCAAUUUCGCACCUGGAAUGCAGAAGGACUUUUGCUGUUCAGUGAACUUCAAGUGGUUUCUGGGAGUCUCCUCCUCUUGCUCAGUGAUGGAAAACUUAAGUUGAAUCUCCACCAGCCAGGAAAAUUACCCAGUGACAUCACAGCAGGCGCCGGAUUGAAUGAUGGGCAGUGGCAUUCUGUCUCAGUGUCAGCUAAAAGGAAUCACCUGAGUGUGGUGGUAGACAGCCUUGUGACCCCGGCUUCUCCUUCACUGGGGCCUGAGCAGAUAUACUCAGCGGGCACCUAUUAUUUUGGAGGUUGUCCGGACAAAAGCUUUGGAUCCAGAUGCCGCAGCCCACUUGCUGGGUUUCAGGGGUGCAUGCGGCUCAUCUCCAUCAAUGACAGAGAGGUCGAUCUGAUUGCUGUCCAGCAGGGAUCCCUCGGGAACUUCAGUGACCUCCAGAUAGACUCCUGUGGAAUCUCAGAUAGGUGCCUGCCUAACUAUUGUGAGCACGGGGGCAAAUGCUCUCAGUCCUGGGGCGCCUUUCACUGCGAUUGCACCGACACGGGUUACACGGGAGCAACCUGCCACAGCUCUAUUUAUGAGCAGUCAUGUGAAGCCUAUAAGCACAGAGGAAAUACUUCCGGCUUUUACUACAUAGAUGCUGAUGGAAGUGGUCCUCUACGGCCCUUUCUUCUGUACUGCAAUAUGACUGAAACGACGUGGAGCAUCGUACAGCACAACGGCUCGGACCUGACCCGGGUCCGCAGCGCCCACCCCGAGCAGCCGCACGCCGGGGUCUUCCGGUACCCGGCCAGCGCGGAGCAGCUGCAGGCCACCAUCCGCCAGGCCGAGCACUGCCAGCAGGAGCUUGCCUACUACUGCAAGAAGUCACGGCUGGUCGAUCAGCAAGAUGGAAGUCCUCUGAGCUGGUGGAUUGGAAGGACCAAUGAAACCCAGACUUACUGGGGAGGCUCCGUGCCGGAGCUCCAAAAAUGUACUUGUGGCUUGGAAGGGACUUGUAUUGAUGCCCAUUACCAUUGUAACUGCGACGCAGACCGGAAUGAAUGGACGAACGACACUGGAUUCCUUUCUUAUAAAGAACAUCUACCGGUAACAAAGAUUGUGAUUACAGACACUGGGCGGCCACAUUCAGAAGCAGCUUAUAAACUGGGGCCUCUGCUGUGCAGGGGAGAUAGAUCCUUCUGGAAUUCAGCGUCCUUCAAUACUGAGGCUUCGUACCUUCAUUUUCCAACUUUCCAGGGAGAGAUUAGUGCUGAUGUAUCUUUCUUUUUUAAGACAACAGCCCUAUCUGGAGUCUUUUUAGAGAACCUGGGAAUUACUGAUUUUAUACGGAUAGAGCUACGCUCUCCGACCACGGUAACCUUUUCCUUCGACGUGGGCAACGGGCCCUUCGAGAUCUCGGUGCAGUCGCCCACCCGCUUCAAUGACAACCAGUGGCACCACGUCCGGGUCGGCAGGAACAUGAAGGAGGCGUCCCUCGAGGUGGACCAGCUCUUGCCCAAGACACAACCGGCCCCGGCCGAUGGCCACGCUCUCCUGCAGCUCAACAGCCAGCUCUUCGUGGGUGGGACAGCCACCAGACAGAGAGGAUUCCUGGGCUGCAUCCGGUCCCUGCAGUUGAACGGGAUGACCUUGGAUUUGGAAGAAAGAGCCAAGGUGACACCUGGGGUGCAGCCUGGAUGUCCUGGACACUGUGGCAGCUACGGAAAGCUGUGUCGCCACGGAGGGAAGUGCAGAGAAAAGCCCAGUGGGUUCUUCUGUGACUGCUCGGCCUCGGCGUACACGGGGCCAUUCUGCUCCAACGAGAUUUCUGCCUAUUUUGGAACUGGCUCAUCGGUGAUUUACAAUUUUCAAGAAAAUUAUUCCUUGAGUAAAAACUCCAGUUCUCAUGCCGCGUCCUUUCAUGGCGAUAUGAAGCUGAGCAGGGAAAUGAUCGAAGUUAGCUUCCGCACAACACGCUCCCCAAGCUUGCUGCUGUAUAUGAGCUCCUUUUACAAAGAAUACCUUUCGAUUAUCAUUGCCAGAAAUGGAAGUUUGCAGAUAAGGUAUAAGCUAAAUAAAUAUCAAGAACCUGAUAUUGUUAACUUUGACUUGAAAAACAUGGCCGAUGGACAACUUCACCAUAUAAAGCUCAACAGGGAAGAAGACAUGCUUUUUGUAGAGAUUGACGAGAGUACAAGAAGAGGAGUCCGUCUGUCGUCAGGCACAGAAUUCAGUGCAGUGAAAUCUCUAGUACUGGGCAGGAUUUUAGAACACAGUGGUGUGGACCAGGACACAGCACUGGCUGCGGCCCAAGGCUUCACUGGCUGCCUCUCGGCGGUGCGGUUUGGCCACGUAGCUCCUCUGAAGGCUGCUCUGCACCCCAGCCACCCAGCCCCCGUCACCAUCACAGGACACGUGACCGAGUCCAGCUGUGUGGCCCAAGCUGGCACAGAUGCCACCUCAAGGGAAAGAACCCAUUCAUUUACAGAUCAUUCUGGAACACUGGAUGACAGAGAACCUCUCACUAAUGCCAUCAAAAGUGACUCUGCUGUCAUUGGAGGUUUGAUAGCUGUCGUGAUCUUUAUCUUGCUCUGCAUCACUGCCAUAGCCAUUCGAAUUUAUCAGCAGAAAAGGUUAUACAAAAGAAAUGAGACAAAAAGGUCAGAAAACGUAGACAGUGCCCAGGCUGUUUUGAAAAGCGAGCUUAAUAUACAAAAUACAGUCAAUGAAAAUCAGAAAGAGUACUUCUUCUGAAUGACAGCUCGUAUCCGAGUCCAAAUGAGGACAGUUGAUUUUAAUAGCCAGGGGACCUCAAUGGACAAGAACUGUUCUUAUGCUGAAUGUUCAGGCAAUGGAUUUUUCCCCCCAACACACGUCCAGGCUUGGGAUGGCUCUGAGAGUCUUCAUCCAGUGACAUACUUCGCACUGCAAUCAUUCUGUGUCACUACGGAACUAGAGAUUGUUCUUCAUUUACAACUCUGAUCUCUAACAAGGUUCACUGAAUGACUGACCGCACUGAAAACUGUAGCCUUUGUGUCCACGGUGUAAAACCUAAAUGUCGUUAGAGGUAAGAAAUCGAAAUUGGACUAUAAUGACCUGGCUUUCUUUGAGAACAUAUUCUGUGUUUGCUUUAGUCUUCUCAUGGUGUUGCUCAUAGACCUGGAAAUGCUUGUAAGAUCCUGUUUGGCUGGUGUUUGCAUCCUAAUGGCCAAGAGUAUAUAAAGCCCUUUUGCCUUUCUCUGUAUUCCAUUCAAUACACCAAUCACCUGGGGAAAAACGUUUUGUUGUCUUUGGCUUGUGUAUAUCGCUCUUUCUCUGUUUGACUCUUCCUAAUGGUUUUGAACACAUUUGGUUUUAAGUGUCUGGCUUUGACUCUGAAUAUGAGAUUUAUAUGUAACCAAACCAAACCAACCAAACCCCAGACAGUACAGUGGGUUUUUUUUUAAAUCAGUAUGUGAUGUCUUACCUUUCCAGAGUUUUCUGUUUAAUUUGUUAUCAUUGCUUGAUGGUGGCAAUAGUUAAAAUCCCAAAUAAUACCAAUUUCCCAAAGACUAUAAAUUGUUUUCAAUUAAACCUGUUGAUACAAAAAAUUCUUCACAUAGCAAAGGCAUUCUUUUUAAUGACAACAAUAAUACCUCAAAGGAAACAUACUUCUGAGAAUAUUUUCCCCAAACUUUUAAGUCAGUUUUUUUUUGCUAGGGUAUUAUUUCUGUUUUUCUAAAGUUUAUCAUCAAUUUUCCUUUGAUCUCCCAUGAUUAUAUUCCAUGGGCCAUCUUCUUAUAGAUUAGCAGAAAAGAGACAAAUUCAAGUGUAAGCUUUUCAUCCCCUAUUUUAACAUACAACUCCCUUUAGGCAUGAAUUUUGAUGUUCACCAACCUCCAGUAU
Molecule: messenger RNA, 4955 nt
Organism: Dipodomys spectabilis (banner-tailed kangaroo rat)
Lineage: Eukaryota; Metazoa; Chordata; Mammalia; Rodentia; Heteromyidae
Gene: Cntnap4
Product: contactin associated protein family member 4
Exons: 23
Coding region: 162-3824 (1220 amino acids)
Molecular function (GO): calcium ion binding
Source: RefSeq, a predicted model, not a curated record